UGGUUCCUGCUCAUGUUGAACAGAUGGUGCUGAUUAAAGAAGAAGCUCCUGAAGAAUGGAGGCCUGGUGUGGACCAGCUGGACCCAGAAGCCCUCAACAUAAAAGAAGAAGAAGAGGAGGAACCUUGGAGCAGACUGGAGGGAGAGCAGGUGAAUGUGAAGGAGGAGACUGAUGACAGCAUGUUUUCAGUCACUGCAGUUACCUUGAAGAGUGAAGAUGAUGAAGAUGAUGAAGAGAAGCCUCUGUUGUCACAGCUUCAUCAGCACCAAGUGGAGGACAGAGAUCUUCCAAGCAGCAGCUCAGCUGAUGGAGAGGACUGUGGAGGAGCAGAAACUAGCAGGAACCCAGAUCUACAGACUCACAAAGACCAUUCCAGCUCUUCAGAGACUGAACUCAGUGAGGAUUAUGAAGAGGACCAGGAUGUGGACGAUCAACACAACAACACAGUGUCUUGCAGUAAUGUUCAGACAGGCGACAAACUCUUUCUUUGUGAUGUUUGUGGACAAAAGUUUAGACAAAAGUCAAAUUUAAAAUCCCAUAUGAGAAUGCACACAGGAGACAAACCGUUUUCUUGUGAUGUUUGUGGACUCAGAUUUAGGCAAAAGGCAAAUUUAAACACGCACAUAAAAAGUCACACAGGAGACAAACCAUUUCCUUGUGAUGUCUGCGGACAAAAGUUUAGUUAUAAGUCAUUAUUAAUCGCCCAUGUAAGAAUGCACACAGGGGACAAACCGUUUUCUUGUGAUGUUUGUGAUCAAAGAUUUAGUCGAAAGUCCAAUUUAAACUCACACAUGAGAAUUCACACAGGACACAACCCAUUUCCCUGUGAUGUUUGUGGAGAAAGAUUCAGACAAAGGUCAUAUUUAAACUACCACAUGAGAAUCCACGCAGGAGACAAACCGUUUCCCUGUGAUGUUUGUGGACAAACGUUUAGACAAGGGUCACAUUUAAAAUCUCACAUGAGAAUGCACACUGGAGACAAACCGUUUCCCUGUGACGUUUGUGGACAAACAUUUAGACAAAGGUCACAUUUAAAAUCGCACAUAAGAGUCCACACUGGAGACAAACCAUUUCCUUGUGAUGUUUGUGGACGAAGGUUUAGUUUUAAGUCACAUUUAAUCAACCACGUAAGAAUCCACACAGGACACAAACCGUUUUCUUGUGAUGUUUGCGCACUAAGAUUUAGGCAAAAGGCGAAUUUAAACACGCACAUAAAAAGCCACACAGGAGACAAACCUUUUCCCUGUGAUGUUUGUGGACAAAGAUUUAGGCAAAAGGCGAAUUUAAACACGCACAUAAAAAGCCACACAGGAGAAAAACCAUUUCCCUGUGAUGUUUGUGGACAAAGGUUUAGACAAAGGUCACAUUUAAAGUCUCACAUGAGAAUUCACACAGGAGAAAAGUGUUCAGCUGUGAAAAACACAACAGCUCCUAAAGAUCCACAUGAGGUCACACAGAACUGAACACACACAGUUCCAGAGUUAAUUAAAGAGUUUAUGUAGUGAGAAAAUGUGAUCUCAAAUGUAACAGUUACUGUUCCACUGUGCUGCUUGAAAGUUUGUGAAGUGUUUCAGAUUUUUCUUUUGUUUUACCAUGACUCUCUUAUUUCGUUAUCACCAGUUAUUGAAUAUGAAAUGUCAGGUUUAUGUUCAUCGAUUCCAUUUACUUGUUUUGAGGAAAAUGCGAGUUGCAAGUGGACAACUUUAAACAUGUAAUCAGAGCAUCUGCAAAAGUAAAUGAACCACAGCUGCUGUAAAGUCACUUAGGUAAAAGACUCACAUGUGAGUGUUUAAGUAAUCAAUUAAGCUGACUAAUCAAAUGAGACAUCCUUGGGAAAAGUUUCGAGGCGCACUGCUUAAAAGGGAGAGGAAGCCAACGAAAACCACUGUUGUGUCAAGGCCUAAAGAACAGAAAAACAAUGCUGAGAGGAAAGGAGACGUCUGAGGACGUCAGGAAGACGGUGGCAGCCCAUCAGUCUGGGCAAAGCUACAAGACCAUCUCUAAAAGAUUUCAUCUUCAUCCAUUUUUCAGCCUACUUUUUACUUCUCACAUUUUUAAAAAAGGCAAGA
Messenger RNA from Austrofundulus limnaeus, 2069 nucleotides. RefSeq names its product zinc finger protein OZF. Gene Ontology annotation, biological process: regulation of transcription by RNA polymerase II. Lineage: Eukaryota; Metazoa; Chordata; Actinopteri; Cyprinodontiformes; Rivulidae. Gene Ontology annotation, molecular function: DNA-binding transcription factor activity; RNA polymerase II cis-regulatory region sequence-specific DNA binding. The record is from RefSeq and is a predicted model, not a curated record.